AUGGCAGGUUCCUGGCUGUCGGAAACGGUGGCUUUGGAGGAGGCAUCAGCUACGUUGACAUGGCUGCCGGUGUGCGUUACGACUUUGCUACCAUCUCGACUGACACCGGACACAACUCCUACUACCGGCAACAGCACCUGGGCGUACAGCCAGCCUAGUCGUGUUGAGAACUGGGGCCACCUAGCCAUGCACGGGUCCGUCGUUAGAAAGGAGAUCACUGCAGCGUACUACAAGCUGAACGCGACACAGAGCUACUACUUCGGAUGCUCUACUGGCGGUUGUCAAGGUCUGAAGGAGGCAAAGUUCUACCCCGAGGACUUCGGUGGUAUCGUCGCUGGUGCUCCUGCAUGGUGGGCAAACCACCUUCAGCCGUGGACUGUGCGCAUUGCACUGUAAAACCUCUCCACUACCGCAGAUUACCACAUUCCAG
Messenger RNA from Macroventuria anomochaeta, 430 nucleotides. RefSeq lists its product as uncharacterized. The transcript is spliced from 2 exons. The record is from RefSeq and is a predicted model, not a curated record. Lineage: Eukaryota; Fungi; Ascomycota; Dothideomycetes; Pleosporales; Didymellaceae. The coding region runs from base 1 to 396 and encodes 131 amino acids.